UUACAACCCGGUGGCAUCUUUCCAGCAAAAAAGCAUUUUUUAUUGUAUUUUCUUUCGUUUACAUUUAUUUGUAAUGUAUUAAUAAAUCACUCAAAUCUCAAAUAUUUUAAUCUAAAAACGCUUAAAGAAUAUUAAAAGAAAUACUUAAAGUAAAAUACUAUAAAAAUGUCUACAAACAAUAAGAAUUCUUAUGAAGAUAUAGACGAGGCAGAGGAAGAGGCUUUGCUUAAGUCGGACGAUGAAGGUGAAGGAGGCAAAACAAAUAUUUCCUUAAAUUUAUUAAGACCUCCCUCAGUUUCCUUGGCUACAGAUUUAAUUGAUGAUAAUUCUUUGCUAAAUGAUAAUCUAUUGAAAGAAUCAGUAGAUGAGGGAGAAAAUAAUAAUUUAGCUGAUGCAGAUUUAUUAGCAGAUGAAGAGAUGUUGACUUUAGCUGAAGCCAAUAAAGAGGAAGAUAGUGACGAUGAGGAUGAUGACGAGGACGAUGUGGAAGAUGAAGAACUUAAGAAUCUUAAAGAAUUUGAUGCAAUUCUAAAAGAAUUGGAAGUUAAUCAAUAUGCCUACGAUAAAUAUGUGCGUUUAUGUGAAUUAUCACACUCCACAGGUGAUUUGGAUAAUAUACGAAAAGCUUAUCUUAGUUUCUCUUCGGUUUAUCCCUUGACACCCGAACUGUGGCUAAAAUACAUUGAGGUAGAGUUAGUGGUGGCCCAAACUGCCCAGGAAAUAGAACAAGUUAAGGAAUUAUUUCACAAAGCUUUGCAGGAUUAUUAUUCCUGUGAUUUGGCUUUGAAAUUUGCCGACUUAGCCCAACGCUGCCAGGAUCCUAAGGCAGUAUGGCAGGAAAUUUUAGGUACUUAUGGCCUCAACUGUUUAAAAGGUCGUGAAUUUUUUAAACUUUAUCGUCAACAAUUUGCCAAGGAUUUAACAAUACCAGAGCACUUAAAUAAUUAUAUACAAAGCUUUCUACAGGAACUACGUUUACCUCUAAACGAAAUGGAAGAAUCCUAUAUAGAAUUUAAGGUUUAUUAUGAACGUAAUAAGGAAAGUUUAACCGAGCACACCUUAGACUGGUCUGUUAUCGAUCAACGUUACUUUAAAGCCAAAGAACAUCUUAAAAAGAUAAUUAUAUAUGAGGAUAAACUUAAGGGUUUGGAGGCGCAAGCUUAUCGUGAAAGAGCCGAAGUAUAUUUUGAAUAUAUUAAAGAAUCGGAUAAAUUUUUAGAUGAAAAUGUUUUACAAACCCUAUACGAACGUAUGGUAGCUGAUUGUUGCUUAAAUGCAGAAUGUUGGUUGAAAUAUAUAGAUUUUAUCGACUAUAGAGAUGCUUUUGGACGUCCGGAGGAUUUGCAAAAUUUUCCCUUGUACGAACAAACUCCGGAUGAUAUAUGCAAACGAGCAUUGCGUAAUUGCACCUGGUCUCCGGAGUUGUAUAUAAAACGUAUGAUGAUUCUGGAGAAAAUGGAGAAACCUGUACAAGAGGUACAGGAAGUUUUGGAAACUGCUUUGGCGGCUGGUUUUCAAACUCCCGAACCGGCUGUUUCUAUUUGGUUGGAGUAUUUAACUUAUUUGAGACGUCAUACGGAUUGGUUGAAUCCAGAUGAGUGUGAGGUUUUGAGAAAAAAUUUCAAUUUAGGUUGGACCAUAUUGGGCCAACAAUGGGGUGUUUUGGCCGAUUGUAACUGUGAGAUUUUACAAUUCUGGGGACGUUUGGAAUAUGGUCCUUUAAAGGAUCCAAAAAAAGGCAAAGAAUUGUGGACCACCGUAAUGGAGAGUUCUGAUAACUCAACGAAAUCAGGUUUAUGGAUGGAAUUUGCUUUAUUGGAAAUGAGACAUGAUUUAGAAGCUACACGCAAACUUUUUAGCAAAGCUUUACAUAGCCCCGACUUGGACAAUCCUUUAGUAAUAGCCUCCGCCUGGGAAAGAUUUGAAAGAUGCAAUGGCUCUAUUAAGACCCUAAAUAAAUGUGUCAAAGAAUGCAGCUAUCUUAAGCAAAAGUACUUGCUUAACAACUCCUUUAAUAAACCCGCCAAAACCAACAAUUCUUCCAGUAAACCUACUAAAAGAAAAUUAAAUGCACCUGAAAAUGAUUCUCCCCCAAAACAGCCAAAAUUACAAAAAGCCGAAACCUCCAACCACAAAGUGGCAAAUGAAAGCAAGGAGUCACAAUUUAAAGAACAUGAAAAUCAAGAAAUUGAUCUUACUAAAGAUCAUUUGCGUAUAUUUUUAUCAAAUCUGGAUUAUAAUUUAACAGAGGAGGUUAUAAUAGAAAAUCUGCCUGAGUUAAAGAUAGUCAAUUUGGAAUUAAUACGUUCAGCUAGUGGUAAGAGUAGAGGUUUUGGCUAUGCUGAAUUGGAAACAGCGGCCGAGGUGGAAAAAGCUUUAACUUUGGAUCGUAAGAACAUAAAUGGACGCCCUCUAUUUGUUUCCAGUGUUUUGCGUGAUAAAGAGCAAAGGCAGAAAUUUAAAUAUAAUGCCGACAAGGAAUUGCAUAAAUUAUUUAUAAAAAGUUUGCCUCAAGAUUGCAAUCAAACUGAAUUGGAGGAGAUAUUCGGGGUCUAUGGCAAAUUGAAAGAUGUUCGGCUGGUUUACCAUAAAUCUGGUAAAUUUAAACAAAUCGCCUAUGUGGAAUACGAACAAGAGUCAUCGGCAGGUAAAGCUGUUUUGGGCACAGAUAAUAUGAAUCUAAGAGGUCAUAAUAUAUCGGUGGCAAUUUCUGCACCUCCUCCUAAACCAACUACCAGUGCUGCGGCUAAUCCCAUAAAAAUGUUGGGUUUAGCUCCCAAACGUAAAACUAAUGAACAGAAGCCCCGAAUGUCCUUAAUACCAAAUGUGGUAAGAAAAAAUCUAAAUACAAAACCAGUAGCAGCAGCAGCUAAGCCAGCAGCACAAACUUCCGGACCUCCCAAAAGUAAUGAUGAUUUUCGUAAACUUUUGACAAAAUAGUUUUAUUUUUAAUAAAAUAAUAUGAAAGAUAAAUAAAAGUAUUUUUGUAAAACAAAAA
This is a messenger RNA of Lucilia sericata (common green bottle fly), 2998 nucleotides long. RefSeq names its product squamous cell carcinoma antigen recognized by T-cells 3 (gene Rnp4F). Gene Ontology annotation, molecular function: protein binding; RNA binding. The coding region runs from base 166 to 2940 and encodes 924 amino acids. The transcript has 9 exons. The record is from RefSeq and is a predicted model, not a curated record. Gene Ontology annotation, biological process: RNA processing. NCBI's taxonomy places the organism in Eukaryota, Metazoa, Arthropoda, Insecta, Diptera, Calliphoridae.